Symbiodinium sp. CCMP2592 is the source of this 2448-nucleotide messenger RNA. The record is from the annotation of a GenBank genome assembly. NCBI's taxonomy places the organism in Eukaryota, Dinophyceae, Suessiales, Symbiodiniaceae.
AUGCUGAAAAGCAUCAACAACGCGGCUGCCGGCUCGGUGCUUCAAGGUAUCAGAAUGGGCUUCACUCUGUCCCAGAAGGAGACUCAGGCCAGCAAGCAGGGAUAUCUACCCGGCCAAUGUGUACAUGGUGCGAGCGUUGAGGAGGAACUGGCGAGCGGGAAGCGCCUUCUGGAGGAAUACUCCGUCGGCGAAGCCAUUGGCGAAGGAGCCUUCGGUGUCGUUUAUGCGUGCGCACAUCGGAAGACGAGAAUGCAGGCCGCGGUAAAGAUGGUGGACAAGGUUGAGACACCGACGGCCGUGAUACGCAGAGAGGCAGAGUUGAUGAAGUCCCUCUCACACGACAACAUCGUUCGCUUCCAUGCCGUGUACUUCGAGAGGUGCUUUGUGUGCAUAGUUAUGGACAAGUACAGCGGAGGAGAUCUUGUCGAUGGUAUGCAGACGCAUAUGAAGGAGCACGGGAAGAUAAAUCCCAGAGACAUCAUCCAUGUCAGUUAUCAGAUGGCGGCCUCCAUCAAGUAUCUCCAUGGACGACACAUUGCGCACCGUGACAUCAAGGGAGACAACUUCUUGAUCACGACCCGGGAUCUCCGAGACCAAGAUUGCAAAGUUGCUCUGAGCGACUUCGGCACUGCAGAGCUGGUGGAGGGACAGCGGCGAUUGUCCUCUGAGGUUGGGACCAGGAUCUUUUGGGCUCCAGAGAUUUUUGGCAAGAGCUAUGGCUUGAAGGUGGAUGUUUGGGCCCUCGGGAUCAUCAUGUACGGCUUGCUGGAUGGUCGCUUUCCUUUCAAGGACGAGCACGACAUCAAGACAAAGGAGCCAAAGUAUCCAAAGAGGCUGGAGCCGCUAUGCCAAGACUUCAUUCGAGUAAUGCUGUUAAAGGAGGAGGACGUUCGUGCUACGGCAGACGAUGUGAUGGUUCAUCGAUGGCUCUCUGACUUUGCAGGUUGCUCGCAAGCCAAGGAGUCCGAGGACUUCAUGGAGACGCAGAAGAGCUCGGAGUCCAGAGAAGGCCGGCGGAGAAGUUCCGAGUCCUUGGAGGUGCCCGUUCAUCAGUUCGAACAUGAGGAGCCCAACUGCAGCGUUGCAGAGAGGCGGCGAGAGCUUAUGGAACGAUUGAACAACGAGCACACGAAGGGCCCCGCAGCCGUGGAUUUCCUGCAUUGCGCCAGCUUGACCGAGUUCUCAGUGCCAGAUCGCCGGCUGCCAGGGGCGCAGUGGUUGUACCAGUGGUGGGACCGGAUACAGGCCGAGAAUCUGGGACCGCGCAGUUCAGAGGGCCAAGAGCGCACCCUUGAGGAGGUGUCCAGAGAGCUCGACAGGUCACCACACAUCGUUGGCAAGAUGUUGCAGGACUACAACAUUGACAUUGCGAAAUUUGGCAUGGGAGAGGCCAAGACCCUUGAGCAGCUGGCUUCGGAGGUGCAGAACGGCUCUGUGCGUUUGAUGCUGGAUGCGACCACUCACAAAAAGCUGGUGCGCGUGGUAGAUGUGGUCUUGCUUCGGCUGUACUCUUCGUCCAGAAAGGACCGCCUGUUGAUCGAAGUUGGUGAGCAAUAUCCGGACGGGCGCAGGCGUGCUGCCUCGCGACUUCCUGGCACGAAAAAGUUCCCACACGAGAACUCACAGGAGACUGCGUUCCGGGUCUUGCAGGAUCUCUUGGGGGUGACGGCCCGGGCAGCCAACUUUGCCUUCGAAGACACGGAGGUCUACGAGGAGGAGAUGGACUCGCCUUCGUUUCCUGGAGUUCGGACUGUCUACAGGAAGGAAAUCAUGGAGGGCCAUCUGAAAGAAACCGACGAGGCAACGGCACUGCGAAUUGGGCUCUUUGAGCCUGAAGGUACCGACUGGAGUGUCCAGGAUCACAAGGGCAACCUGAAGUCUUUUGCCUGGAUGACGGAGCUUGAAGCUCACAAAAAAAAGGUCAAGCUGAUGGCAGAAGGCAGCGAAGAGGUCAGUGGUCUGGUCAUGCCUCCAGUAGGCUUUAACGAAGAGGACUUAGUUGCAUACCUGGGCAGCCAUAGCAUCGACACGGAGAGUUUCGGGACAGGUUGUGCCAAGUCGUUGAAGGAGCUUUCCCGUGAACUGACUUCUGGCCAGUCUUCGUUGCUGAUCGAUUCUUCGGGAAAGGUUGUCAGGGUUGUCGACCAGGUCCACUUGGUAGUUGUGAGCCCGUCUGACAAGGUCCUGGUGCAGGUUGCAUACGUCACACCAGAUGGGGCCAAGCACUCGCUGAAUCGCCUCCCUGGCACAAAGGGUCGGCCAGAUGAGAGCCAAUUUGUGACGGCGCGGCACCUUCUCCAGAAGCAGAUACACAUCGAUCCCAAUCAAGUCCGGCUGGACCCUGGCAAGGCCGUCAUUUGGGAGGAGUUCCGACGGUCGCCGAGUGUGCCGAGCCUUCCAACGGUCUAUCGACGUCGGUUCAUUGAAGCAACAGUCAUGGUGCCUUGA